UAUGCUCAUAAAUAGUCCUUAUAAAAACUCGGUUAACAGAUUUAUCCAACUGGAUACAUAAGUUUAUAAUAUAUAUAUAUACAUAGAGGUACAUUUAUUUACAAAUAUUUAAAAGUCAGAAAGAACUUGACAUUUUUUUUUGAAUAUGAGGAAUAAAGAAGUUUUCUCUUAUCAACAAGAACGUGAUUAUAUUGAUGAUUGUUUACGUCAUGUUGGAAGUAAACAGCAUUUAUUUUAUGAAACACAUAUUUGUACAAUAUUUCGUGUAAAUGCUGGUCCAGCAGAACAUUUUUCUGAAACAAGAGCAUUAUAUCUAUUACAAAAAUAUCGUCGUAAACGACAAUCUCAUUGUACUGGAAGUUUAUUAGAAGAUCGUAUUAGUUUUGAACGAAAUAAAGCAUCUGGUAAGAUACCAUUUCGUCCAUGGGUAACAUAUAAAGAAAUUAAAGAAAUAUAUAUAAAUAGAGCUACUCCACAUUUUUUUGUACUAUGCAUUGAUUCUAUGUAUAGUUCUAUGAGAUAUUAUGAAAUAUAUAAAUGUAAAAUUCCUGAAACAGCACAAACAGUUUGUGAAUAUCUUAGACGAGCAAUGAAUGAUACAGAUAAAGUAUUACGUGAUUUAACAUCUAUUCGACAAGUUUACGUUGAUGAUGUGGGUCGUGUACGUUCAGUAAGUAAUUUUGAAAUUGAAAACAAUCGUGCAACAAUUUCAAUACCUGAGAAUAAUCAAAAUUAUUAUGCACAUAAUAAUAUUAGCCCUGUUUAUAUACCAUCACCAGUUAUGGUUUCACCAGUUAAACAAAGUUAUAGUCCAUCACUUAAUGCCAGUGCUAAACGUCGAACUAUUGACAAUUUACAUGAUGUAACUUAUCUCACUUAUGAUCCACAUAAAGGUAUAAUAACCAACAGAUAUGGUCCAGUUUAUUUAUAUUUGUAUAGACCAAAAAGUCAAGGAACUUUGGGAAAUAAUUCCAUUUACUCAGAUAGACGAAGUAGUUAUAGUUAUGGAAAUGAAGAUCAUCAUAGAAACUCACCAUACAGGUAUUAAAAUAAAUCAAACGAUUAACUAUUUCAUAUAUAUUCAUUCAUAAAUCACAUAAUGGUAAUAUUCUUUUAAAGAAAACAAAUAUUUCAAUGGUGUUUUGUAUUUAUUUCUCAAAACUUAUGUAUCAAUCUACAAAUACUUUAAAAUCAUUUAUUGAUUGACUUUCGAUAUCAUUUUGGUUUUUCGAUCACCCUUUUUUUUUAACUUCCAUUACACUAUUCAUCUAUACUCAAAUAUAUAAAUUCUUUUUGUUUUCUAAAUCAAAAAAAAAAGAACAAGCCAUAGAUACAAUAAUAAUCAAUACUAUCACUAUUUCAAAUAGUUUCGUUGUUGGCUCAUAUCAUUGACCAUAUGUAUAUAUAAAUCUGUAAAAGCAAAAGUAAUUUUCAGAUUGUAACCAUGGUCAAAUAUUUUCGUUCAAAAAACCAACAACAAAAAAUAAUGAUAAAGUAUUAAAAAAAAGUUAAUUAAAAGUUUAUAAGUAAUGAAAAUAUAAAAUGAUUAUUUAUUUAACGAAAUAUACUAAUGGUAGAUAAUUAAUGUAAACUGAAUAGAAAACAAAUGGAAUAAAUCUAUAUAUCUAUAUUUGAAUGAUUGUGUUUUAUGUUAACAGAAUAUACGUAGAUAUUACUUUUGAUAAAAUGUUGUUACUAACUUCAAAACUUUACAUUAUCACUGUUGUUUCUUUACUUUUUUUUUCUAUUUCUUUUUCAUUCUUAAAAAAAAAAGAAGCCACUCAGUUGUAGUAGUUUUUUUUUUAUUCAACAAAACAUGUAUCCUCAACAACUGAAAUACAAUUAGAUAUUAUGAAUUGGAUUAUUGGUUUAUAUCUUUUCUUUAUAUAAUAUAAAAACAUAAUAUAUGUUCAUUUAAGUGAACAUUU
This is a messenger RNA of Schistosoma margrebowiei, 1928 nucleotides long. Lineage: Eukaryota; Metazoa; Platyhelminthes; Trematoda; Strigeidida; Schistosomatidae. The record is from the annotation of a GenBank genome assembly.